Symbiodinium natans is the source of this 616-nucleotide messenger RNA. The record is from the annotation of a GenBank genome assembly. Lineage: Eukaryota; Dinophyceae; Suessiales; Symbiodiniaceae.
GCGGCAGGAGUUACUGGGCAGCCUGGGCCGACGCGUUGCCCGUUCUCCGCGCUCACAGGCCGGGAGCAUCGCUGAACUCGCUGCGGGGCCGGCCGCUGCCGACGCCUGCCUGCGAGCUUCCGAAAAGGCGGAACGCACGCUAGAUGCCGCCGGAUGGCACGGCCGCCCUACCUGGAACGACAUUCACGAUGGUCUGCGCCCCGCGCAGUGCGGCCUGCCUGACACUGGCGAGAGGUGCCAGCCCCACUUUCGCGAGACCGAGUUGCUGUCUGCCCUGCAACCCCCUGCCCGGGCCAGGCUGCGUUUGCAGGCCGGGCCACAGGCCGCCGCGUGGCUCAGCGCCAUCCCAAGCGAGGCUGCCUCCGCUUUGCCCCCCGAUCGCAUGCUCAUAGCUCUGCUGCGGCGGCGGCUGCGGUUGCCCUUGCCUGUCGCUCCACACAGAUGUGGCGCACAUGGCCACGAAUGUGGCGCGGAUGUUGAUGCCUACGGCGACCACCACGCCGUGCCCUCGCCCUGGAACUGCCCGGCCAGCAGACCCGAGGGCCAAAUGGCACGCACGCCUGCCCCUGGCAUCGACCCUGCAGAUCGCCGCCGCCUCGACUUCGUCGCUUCGUGA